Molecule: messenger RNA, 1209 nt
Organism: Myodes glareolus (Bank vole)
Lineage: Eukaryota; Metazoa; Chordata; Mammalia; Rodentia; Cricetidae
Product: pseudouridine-5'-phosphatase-like
Molecular function (GO): phosphatase activity
Source: RefSeq, a predicted model, not a curated record
CAGAGGCCCACAACACGCAUGCGUAGGACAAGCCAGCGUGGCCUGUGCUCCUCUUCUGGCCCUGCCCCUUCACCACCCUCACUAUGGCGGAGGCGGUUCCUGCGCCCCAGUUUCGGCCAGUUACACAUCUGUUAUUUGACAUGGAUGGACUGCUUCUGAAUACUGAAGAUUUAUAUACCAAAGUGUUUCAAGAAAUAUGCGGUCGCCAUGGGAAGACAUACGACUGGGAUGUCAAGUCCCUGGUCAUGGGGAAGAAGGCCCUAGAAACGGCCGAGACCAUAGUAGAGCGCCUACAGUUGCCCAUGUCCAAAGAGGAGCUAAUGGAACAAAGCCAAGCGAAACUGAAGGAGGUGCUGCCCACAGCUUCACUCAUGCCAGGAGCUAAUGAUUUGAUUCAACACCUGCGGAAAAACCACCUACCCUUUGCCCUGGCCAGCAGCUCCGGGACCCUCACCUUCCAAAUGAAGACCAGUAGGCACAAGGAGUUCUUUGGUUUGUUUAACCACAUCGUUCUAGGAGAUGAUCCUGAGGUAGCGAAGGGCAAGCCAGCCCCAGACAUAUUUCUUAUCUGUGCCAAGAGGUUCUCUCCUCCCCCGGCUCCAGAAAACUGCCUCGUCUUUGAGGAUUCUCCAAACGGUGUGGAGGCAGCAGUGGCCUCUGGGAUGCAGGUGGUCAUGGUUCCUGAUGAAAACUUGAGCAAAGACCUGACAAAAAAGGCCACCCUGGUGCUGGGUUCCCUGAAAGACUUUGAUCCUAAGCUGUUUGGACUGCCUGCCUAUGAGUGAAGGGUGGACUUGCCGGCUGUGGGCCUCGUCUCGUGGGACCCAAAGACUGGUUUGUGACCCACAUUGCUGAAGGGAAAAGUUAGAAAAUCAACAACAUCCAGAUUGUAACCUUCAUUGUCAUCGCAGGCUAUAAAGUUGCUUGCCCUCCAUUGUUUACUUGGCCUCCUCUGUGAUUUGCUCUCAAUUUGACAAUGGAAAAAAAAAGAACAAGGCAAAGCCCAGCUGACCAUCUACAGCUACCAUCUAAAGUAAAGUUGACUCGGUAUACAAUAAAGGGGGGUGUGUAUGCAUGUAUGUAUACACGUGAAUAUGCCCACUAUGUUUUUUACACAUGUAUAUUAUCAGCAUGUUCGUGGAUGUAUAUAUGCAUACAUGUACAUUAUAUCAUUUUCCAAAUAAAAUAAAACAUACAUUUUCUUUUUCA